CGCUAGUAUAGAGCUUGGGCUUGAGUUAUAGUUAACAAGAGGACAACACCCGUUGGCUCUUAAAUAUGUAGAGAACUGGGCAUUGCUAGUUGGAAAUAUGUCAGUUUCCGGAAGGAAAUUUGUAAUUCAAGGGUCUGUAUUGCGCUAGACCCAAUUAAAUAACUUUCCCAUCCCGCGUCCCGUCCACGGAUAGCUCCCUCCUUGAGACUCCGUUGCGGCGAAUCAUCUAGUUCAUAGAAGACAGAUUAGACCGACGCGGGACAAAGACUCCUCUCUGAUCUAUCGGUCUUUCUUUUUAGCGGCGGUGUCUCUCUAUCUUAAUCCACUUAAUUCUUUGAUUUAUUAUACCCGAACACACCUUUACAAGCGAUGGAGGAGACAAUCACAUCGGCCGUUGCACUUCCCGAGCAGGAAGAAAGCUCAGAUAGCAGGCCAAAGCGCCGCCAGUCCCCAGCGGACGACAAUGAGAGCAAACGUCGCCGGCUGAGCGCAGACAACGAACAUCUCGAACCCAAGGAGAACCAAACAUCCUCCCCGAUAGCCACAUCUAAAAGCAUCAGUAAUGCCACAGACCAGAGGGAUGCCCGACGGAAGAGUGGCGUAGCGGAGGAGCGCAAGCGUGGUCAAAGAUUGUUUGGCGCGCUGCUGGGUACACUCUCACAGAGCUCAUCUACAGCAGCACAGAAACGACGCGCCGAUAUCGAGAAGAAACAACAGGCAAAACUCCGUAUGCAGGAGGAAGAGUACAAUAGACUGACACGGAAGAAGCAAGAAGAUCUCUUGGCGAUGCGAAAGAAGCAACAGAGAACUUAUGAUGCGCAGUCGAUGCGUCUCCGACACUCGAACCAGCUAGCCAUGGCUCAUUUCCUCAAAACAACAACUGAACCAGUUCUUUACUAUAAGCCAUGGGAACUUCGACCUGAGGAAGAAGCCAGGAUUGAGCAGCAAAUCGAAGAUUGCAAAGCGGCCAUCGCGAGGGAAGUCGAGGAGUUUGAAGCCAAAAAUCCACCAUCGCCCUCCGAUCCUGUACCGGAGCAAGGUGACAACCAAAGAACCGUUACAGAUUCAAUAAGCUCAGCCGUGCUUCCAGGGAAUAAUACGCUUUCUGAUACUCAGGACACAGUACAUUUAAAAUCCGACACGGUGGGUGCUGACAAUAAUAGUAAUAACAACCCUCCUGAACUUGACCAUAAACCUAAGCCAACCACAACUACUAAAUCUGAAUCUCCAAGACACAUCCCUACUCUUACUGCCCCAACUACCUCUGACCAUCCUACUGUUUCUGAUGCUACUAACGAACCUUCAUCCCCUACUAAAACUCACAACGACCACCCAUCCACUGCUAGCGUUAGCCACCAUCAGAAGUCAACUGAAGAUGAUUCGGGAGAAGUCAUGCUGGAAGACAAGGAGGAUACUGUUAUAUAUUAGACUAAAUUUGCUUCAACCUUCUCGGGCAGCAUAUGCGUUCAAUUUCCUCAAUUUUUGGUCAUAUAUACCCCACGGAGCACCCCUCUUCGACACUUGUCCUCCAAAGGUUCAAGCAACACCACCUUCCACCCCAAUACCCUCUGUUCGUUCUCCUUUACUCCACCUUCCGGCAAACUUUCCACGUUACCCUGUAAAUCGAUCAAGCAACUUCGCCUUCUCGCUUGCACCCCCUUAUUCCCAUCGGUCACCUUUUUCCUGCAUUUCUUUUUUUUUGGCGCGCCUACUUAUCAUUUCCAGUCAUUCGACCCGCAGUGCAGCUUGUGAGCGUCCUUUAUUUUUUUCCCUUCCUACCUAUUUCAUAUCCACCAUAUAUAUGUGUUUGUGGGCAUCUUAUUAGUUGCGAAUGGUUUGUCGGGUAAGCUCUAUCUGUCUGGUGUGAUGGAAAUCAAAGACCAAGAACAUGGGAGCGGGAUAAUGAAAUGUUGAGCGAAUUUAUUUGAUUGCCCUUUGCCCACUUCUUUCAUUCUUUCUUUCCUUGAAUCACGGGCUUGAAAUAAUGAUUGAUUUCUAAAUUGUCAUACAUUAUUAUUCAUGGGUGUUCUAUACAUUCGAUCCUAAUAUGCUUUCCAUGUGAUGCUGUUGGAUACCCUCACGAGGGUGUUUCAUAGCACGGCAAUUCCCCCGUCCAGCCUUCAGACAUCAUAUGCUGGGGAAAGAUGUGUCAAAAAACAAGAUGUCGGUGGAGGGGACGAGCCG
This is a messenger RNA of Blastomyces gilchristii SLH14081, 2184 nucleotides long. Its product is annotated as pinin/SDK/memA domain-containing protein, variant. Gene Ontology annotation, cellular component: catalytic step 2 spliceosome. The record is from RefSeq and is a predicted model, not a curated record. The transcript has 5 exons. Bases 370 to 1428 code for a protein of 352 amino acids. NCBI's taxonomy places the organism in Eukaryota, Fungi, Ascomycota, Eurotiomycetes, Onygenales, Ajellomycetaceae.